Molecule: messenger RNA, 2027 nt
Organism: Telopea speciosissima
Lineage: Eukaryota; Viridiplantae; Streptophyta; Magnoliopsida; Proteales; Proteaceae
Product: indole-3-acetic acid-amido synthetase GH3.6-like
Exons: 3
Coding region: 74-1918 (614 amino acids)
Cellular component (GO): cytoplasm
Molecular function (GO): acid-amino acid ligase activity
Source: RefSeq, a predicted model, not a curated record
CCUUACUUUCACAUUAACAAAUUAAUUUUUCUGUUUACCCUUGUGGAGCUGUCUCUGCUCUACCAUUGGAACCAUGCCGGAAGCCCCCCAAAACAUAUCCCCGGUCGUUAUUGAUGGUAGUCUUUCAGAAAAGAACAAGAAAGCACUUCAGUUCAUAGAAGAUGUCACCACUAACGCUGACCAAGUUCAGCACCGGGUCCUCGCUGAAAUCCUCUCUCGCAGCUCCCAUGUCGAGUACUUACAGCGUCACGGACUUAAUGGACGCACAGACCCAGAGAGCUUCAAGAAGCUCUUGCCCGUCGUUACUUACGAGGAUCUCCAGCCCGACAUCAACCGCAUCGCCAAUGGUGAUUCUUCCCCGAUUUUAUGCGUCAAACCAGUUUCUGAGUUCUUGACUAGCUCUGGAACAUCAGGAGGGGAGAGGAAACUGAUGCCCACAAUUGAAGAGGAGCUGGAGAGGAGAUCCUUGUUGUACAGCCUUCUGAUGCCGGUGAUGGACCAGUUCGUUCCUGGCUUGGAACAUGGCAAAGGAAUGUACUUCUUGUUCAUCAAAUCGGAGGCCAAGACACCCUGUGGGCUCGUCGCUCGUCCCGUACUUACCAGUUACUACAAGAGCUCACAUUUCAAAGAUAGGAGACCCUACGAUCCUUACAUCAACUACACCAGCCCCAAUGAGACAAUCCUCUGUCCUGAUUCUUACCAGAGCAUGUACUCCCAGCUGCUCUGCGGCCUCUGUCAACACAAGGAAGUUCUUCGAGUAGGAGCAGUUUUCGCUUCGGGCUUCAUUCGAGCCAUCCGGUUCUUAGAGAAGCACUGGACCCUUCUCUGUAACGAUAUCCGAAUUGGGACCUUGAAUCCCCAAAUUACUGACCCAUCUGUAAGAAACGCCGUCUCCAAGAUUCUCAAACCCGACCCCAAGCUUGCCGAUUUCAUCGAGACUGAAUGCAGCAGGGAGACAUGGCAGGGGAUCAUCACAAGGCUAUGGCCCAACACCAAGUACAUCGAUGUUAUAGUCACUGGGACCAUGUCUCAGUACAUCCCCACCCUCGAUUACUACAGCAACGAUCUCCCUCUCGUGUGUACCAUGUAUGCAUCUUCCGAGUGUUACUUCGGCCUCAAUCUCAGGCCUCUCUGCAAACCCAGCGAAGUCUCAUACACUCUCCUUCCCACCAUGGCCUACUUCGAAUUCCUCCCUGUCCACAAGAACAAUGGGGUCCCCAAUUCCAUCUCCCUACCCACAUCCCUCAACGACAAGGAGCAGCAGGAGUUGGUGGAUCUCGUUGACGUCAAGCUUGGCCAAGAAUACGAGCUCAUUGUCACCACUUACGCCGGGUUGUACCGGUACAGAGUUGGGGAUGUGCUUCGAGUGGCGGGAUUCAAGAACAAGGCACCCCAAUUCAAUUUCGUGUGCCGCAAGAACGUCGUUCUGAGCAUAGAUUCCGAUAAGACCGACGAGGUGGAGUUGCAGAACGCGAUCAAGAAUGCCAUCAACCAUCUGGUUCCCUUCGAUGCCUCUCUGGUCGAAUACUCAAGUUAUGCCGACACAUCCACCAUUCCAGGGCAUUACAUUCUAUACUGGGAGCUUCGGCUUGGUGGGUCGACCCCUGUUCCGCCUUCUGUCUUCGAGGAUUGCUGCCUCACGGUGGAAGAGUCGCUCAACAGUGUCUACCGCCAGGGCCGAGUCUCAGACAAGUCGAUUGGGCCCCUUGAGAUAAAGAUAGUCGAAGCAGGGACCUUCGACAAACUCAUGGACUAUGCUCUUAGCAUGGGUGCUUCCAUUAACCAGUACAAAACACCUAGAUGCGUGAAAUUUGCGCCCAUCGUCGAGCUCCUCAACUCCAGAGUUCUCUCCACCUACAUCAGUCCCAAAUGCCCGAAAUGGGUUCCAGGCCACAAGCAAUGGUCGACGCAGAACUGAAAUUGUUAAUUUCCACCAUGGGAAUUGGUAUUUGAACAAAGAAAAAACGGUGCAAUCUCUGUAAUCAUCUUGUAGGCUUAGAACCAAGGAAUUUCCCCCUUUUGAUCAA